GAUCCUACUUGUACCUGCUUUGCCUUCCAGUCAGCGCUGGAUUAUUUUUUUCUUGUCAAUGACUUUCGUCGUGUCGUUUCAUGUCAAGUCAUUGCAGCGUGGCGUAUGUUUUCCUACACAACACAUACCUCCUGAAACAUUAACAUGGAUUCCUACCAUGUGUUGGCUCCCGUGGGGCAAGGAUCAUUUGGUCGAGUUCAUAAAGGAAUGAAGAAGUUUACAGGCCAGGUGGUGGCUCUGAAGUUCAUGCCGAAGAUGGGGCGCUCAAAUAAAGAGUUGCAAAGUCUAAAGAAGGAAAUUGACAUCAUGACAAACCUUCAGCAUCCAAACAUUGUGAAACUUUUUGACAGCUUUGAAACAGAAACAGAGGUGGUUGUUGUGACCGAGUAUGCUGAGGGUCAGUUGUUUCAGAUCAUUGAGGAUGAUGGCAGUUUACCAGAAAGUCAGGUUCGUGAGAUUGCCUGCCAGCUGGUGUCAGCUCUGUAUUAUUUGCACUCUCGUCGUAUUCUUCAUCGAGACAUGAAACCACAAAAUAUCCUCUUUGAUAAAAAUGGAGUGGUGAAACUGUGUGAUUUUGGGUUUGCGAGGGCGAUGAGUGUGUCUACCAUGGUUCUGACUUCUAUCAAGGGAACACCAUUAUACAUGUCCCCUGAAUUAGUGGCAGAGAUGCCUUACGACCACACUGCAGAUCUCUGGGCACUAGGCUGCAUUCUCUAUGAAAUCCACACAGGGACGCCUCCAUUUUGUGCUGAUUCCAUCUUCCACUUGGGACAGCUUAUUGUAAGACGUCCAAUCAUGUGGCCAGACAAGAUGAGCAGCUCAUGCAUGAGUUUCCUGAAAGGUUUGUUGACCAAGGACCCUCAAAAGCGACUGUCAUGGCCGGACCUCCUGCAUCACCCUUUUGUUGCUGAUGGUGUUCAAGUGAUGCCAGACACGAGCGACAUUUCCAGUCCUCUGACAGUCACGCUUGACCCCGAGAUGCUGGCACUGAAACUGAAACAAAUGGCAGAAAAGACACCAACAGAUUCAGGAGAGCGCAGAAUAUUUCGAAAGAUCAGAGAGCAACGAAACAAAAGCAACAUGAAGAAAGAAAAGAAUGCAAGGUUAUCUGAAAGGAUCCAUGGAGAGGAAGUAGUGCUUAUUAAAGAUACGUCCUUUCCUGUUGGUUUUUUCUCUGCAUAUUCACCUUUGACAUCAGCUCCUCUAAGCUGUGAGCCAAUGAACCACACAGUAGUUACAUCAAGUCACCAAGAGAGAGGUGUGAUCAGCCAGGAUUAUGAACGAGAGUUUCCUUCAGUGGAGGUUGGGCCACGACUUCAGCGAAGGAGAAGCAAAAUGGACACUGAAGUCAGCGAGAACACACUGACCUCCAUAACGGUCGACAGUGAGGUUUUCUUGGAGACGCUUAUUCAAGAAUCAGAUCCAAGCGGAAAACAUAAAGAAGCGUUAAACUACAUCAGCAUUAUAGCUGAACUAAAAUACAGCAUCAUGGCGUUUAAGCAGCAGCUGAGUGAAGGUGAGCAAAAAAACCUACAACCCAUUCGUCAUCCGCUGAAGGUCCUGCAGAACCUGAUUCUGACUUCUGACCUUAACGACAAGAGGAACCAUCUUCACCGUGAACUUGGACUGCCUCAUCUCCUCUUUGAUUUAAUUCAAGACUCUGUGGGAAACUCCCGUUUCAUUCAGCAACCGUGGAGUCUGCAAGCACUUGGGGAAAUGAUUGUUGUUCUACUGAUCUACUGGCAGAAGAACCAUGACUGGUUGAAAGAAGAAAAGAGACCUGAAGAGUUCAUCAAGCCCUUCUUAACGAUCCUUAAUCGAGCAGACCUUAAUCCUUUAGCCCCUCUGGCUGGCUGUGUUUUAUCCCUCUUUACUCGACACAAGGUUGUUGUCAACGUUGAUGUGGACAGGCUCAGCUUCUUGCUGAAAGAACUUGUCUGUGGCUCUCAUCAGCUCCUGCUUUCUCUCCCGCCUGGAUGGGGACUCUGUGAUGGCCUCCUAUCUCUACUUCUGCACACACUCUCUAAGCAGGGAGAAGACUUGGGGUCCUCAUGUUUGGAUCCAUGUACAUUUUAUUAUCUCUGGAAAAGGACUGGCACCUCAUUAGCCUGGACAACGCCAGACACGGACUUUUGUUCCACAAACGGGUUGUACUUUCUCAUGUCUGCCACACUCUUCUUCUUCUGCAAGGAUCCAUACUCAUAUAUAAUUCUGUUUUCUGAGAGCAGGUCAACAUUUGUAUACACUCUCGGCUGGCUGCUGAGCUCUGAAUGUCUUCCUUUGUUUGCUGAAUGCAACCCUGUGAAAUUCAAGGAGGUUUUGAGUCACAAGAGUUUUAUUGAGCUGGGUUGCCAGUUUCUUUGCCUUCCAUUUGCUUUGGACUUGAAUUCACUCAUCAGUUCCAGGAUACUGCAGUUAUAUGACAGCUGUGGAGUUGUUAAAGGGCUCUUGCAGGUGAUUGAAACUCUUCCUCUCUCGUCAGUGGAGGUGCCACUCUCACUACUACGCCGCCUGCUGCUGUGCGAUCGUCAACGUUGUGUUUCCCGCCUCUGUAAAACUUCCUGUGGCUUUUUCUCUACACCAGCAGUCACUACGUCGGGUCAGCAGACUCCGACCAGAACCGCAAGUUCUCUGCUCUCUGAUUUGCUGCUGCUGGACGAACUGGGGGACUCUGCGGUAGAGCUCCUGUCUCUGUUAUACCUCAUCACGCGUUUCUGCCCUCGUCCCGAUCGCUUCAAGCUUCACCUAGAACCCACCGUGUUGCACCGGGCCCUGGCUCACGCUUACGAUCCGAUUAGGGCUGCUGUAUGCAAAGUUUUAGGAAAUGUGUUCCCAUUCCGGUCUUCCACACUGCCCAAUUUACAACCGAACAUUUUUAAAAGCAUGGUAGACCUUCUUGAAGAUGUUAGCGUGCAUGUGCGACGUGCAGCUUGCUUGGCAGUUGGUAAAUGGUUGGGUUAUAUUGCAAUGGAGGCUGGGUUCAGCACCAGUACACAAGAUGGAAAUGUAGGCAACACUAAAAAGCCGUUAAAAGUCAAGGACAAUGAUGCAAACAAAGAUUUAAGCAAUGAAACAGAGGUUGCCAUGGUGACAAGGAAUGGAUCAGAUGAUGGCAAGAUGAGAAAAUGGCUAAAAGAAGCCAGAAUGACGGGGGCCAAACUGGCAUCACUGACCUCUGACCCUGAUGUCCACACUCGUUUCAAUGCCUGUGCAGCUCUGAGAAACCUAGUGCAUGUUCAUGGCACUGUGCCAGAGCUGAUGGAAGAUAAUGUGUCUAGAUUACUUCACAGAGCUGCAAGCACAGAUACCCACAAUGCAGUGAGAGAAGCGGCCAUAAACACUUUAAGCUUGUGCAGUCAGCAGGAUGCCAUUCCACAGGUAGUGAAUUAAACCAACCGGUAGUCGUCUUUGGUCACAAAAGUAAAUGGCUCAGUUUACCUUACGUUCCCUGUUAAGAUACAUCACUUACUACUAGUUCUUUCUGGAUUAUUGUUUACAUUUUAAAGUGAUAUUAUUUGCAUUUGAUGAUCCCUCAAUGCAAGAAAGAAAAUAUUCAGGCUUUUUAUUUCCAUCAUGCACAUUUACUGCACAAGUAUUGUUUGCUGUUAGUUUUUUUUUUAUAAAAAUCAAAAACUUGGCAAUAUAUUCUGUACCGUACCAUAUCUUAAUAAGCCUACAAUUUAUAGUGAACAUCCAUCCAGCCAUCCAUUUUCUAACGCUUAUUCCCUUUGGGGUUGCGGGGGGCGCUGGUGCCUAGCUCAGCUACAAUCGGGCAGAAGGAGGCGUACACCCUGGACAAGUCGCCACCUCACCACAAGGCCAACACAGAUAAACAGACAACAUUCACACUCAACAAUAAAAGCAAUAUGUCCACACUAACACAAUAUAACUUUAAUUGUAACAGAUUAUAUUUUUGAUGCACAGAGGCACAUACUGACACAAUGAAUAUAUGUUAUGUAUUUUGGUGUAUCCAUGAAUUAGCACCUCCAGCUAUAGGAGCCUAUAGUUUGUCAAUGUUUUAAACAAUAUAAGCAAUUCGUCUACACUAGGGGUGUAAAAACAUUUUACAGCAAAGGCCACAUUUGGUAAAAUAAGAUGUGGAGGCCACAUUUAUGUAAAUUUUACAUUAAAGUUGCUAAAACCAAAAUGUACAUAACCUAAAACCAGUGAAAUUGGCAGGUUGUGUAAAUCAUAAAUUAAAAAGAUACAAAGAUUUGCUAAUUCUUUCCAACUUAUAUUCAAUUGAAUACACUGCAAAGACAAGAUACUUAACGUUUGAACUGGUAAACUGUUAUUUUUUGGAAAUAUUAGCUCAUUUGCAAAAACGCUGGUACAAGUGUCAAAAAAGAAUGAGAAAGUUGAGGAACGCUCAUCACCUAUUUGGAAAACGCCAGAGGUGAACAGGCUAAUAGGGAAAAAGUGGGUGCCAUGAUUGUGUAUAAAAGCAGCUUCCAUGAAAUGCUCAAGAGUUUCACAAACAAGGAUGGGGCGAGGGUGUCUUUCAUGGACGCCCCUGCUUAUUUCAGCAAGACAAUGCCAACGCACAUUCGGCACGUGUUAUAACAGUGUGGCUUCUUAGUAAAAGAGUGCGGGUACGAGACUGACCUGCCUGUAGGCUAGACCUGUCUCCCAUUGAAAAUGUGUGCCACAUUAUGAAGUGUAAAAUACGACCACCGAGACCCCGGACUGUUGAACAACUUAAGCUGUGCAUCAAGCAGGAAUGAGAGAAUUCCACCUGAAAAGCUGUAAAAAUUGGUCUCAGUUCCCAAACAUUUACUGAGUGUUGUUACCACCAUGGUAAAAAUGCCCCUGUGCCAACGCUUUUGCAAUGUGUUGCUGCCAUUAAAUUCUAAGUUCAUGAUUAUUUGCCAAAAAGUUUCUCAGUUCGAACAUUAAAUAUCUUGUCUUUGCAGUCUAUUGAAUUGAAUACAAGUUGAAAGGGAUUUGCAAAUCAUUGUAUUCUGUUUUUAUGUAUGAUUUACACAAUGUGCCACCUUCACUGGUUUUGGGUUUUGUAUGUCAAUAUAUGCUGUACAAAACCCCCAUUUUAGCUUUGUGCUAUAGGUGACCAGAAAAUCAGUGUAAUAACUAGGGCUGUCAAAAACGAUGGGUUAACACAUGCGAUUGAUGACAUAAAAUGUGUUAUUAAUCACGUAUAUACACGGAUCACACAAUUUUGUUGCAGUGGCAAUACAAUUGCAUUAUGACUAAGUAUUGGGGUCGUAUAAAAAUUAAAAUGUGCAGAAAAUGGAUGGAUGGAAUCUUAAAGUUGAUUGAAAUUAUGCAAGCGAGUACAAAUAAGGCUUGUAAUAAAUCAUGAUUACGGUAAUCCAAACACAAAAGUGUGAUUAAUAAUUGUAUGGUUUGACAUA
Nerophis ophidion (straightnose pipefish) is the source of this 5372-nucleotide messenger RNA. RefSeq names its product serine/threonine-protein kinase 36-like. The record is from RefSeq and is a predicted model, not a curated record. The coding region runs from base 145 to 3390 and encodes 1081 amino acids. The transcript has 20 exons. Gene Ontology annotation, molecular function: ATP binding; protein kinase activity. Lineage: Eukaryota; Metazoa; Chordata; Actinopteri; Syngnathiformes; Syngnathidae. Gene Ontology annotation, cellular component: cytoplasm. Gene Ontology annotation, biological process: protein phosphorylation.